Molecule: messenger RNA, 977 nt
Organism: Neocloeon triangulifer
Lineage: Eukaryota; Metazoa; Arthropoda; Insecta; Ephemeroptera; Baetidae
Product: leukocyte surface antigen CD53-like
Exons: 5
Coding region: 79-843 (254 amino acids)
Cellular component (GO): membrane
Source: RefSeq, a predicted model, not a curated record
AAAUGUUGCAUUUGUCACUCGAUACACUGCUCACUUCAGCCACUUUGACUGAAGCAAGGAAACGGACAAGGCGCAACCAUGGGUGCGGCGUCGAUCAUAAAAUACAUGCUCUUCUUCUUCAACCUGCUGAUUUGCACCGGGGGUUUAGUUCUGCUCGGACUUGGUGUUCUCCUGAACGUGGAACUUACCGGCCAACAGGAAGGGCCGUGGACUGGAUUGUCCAUAAUUUUCAUUUCAAUUGGAGCAAUCGUUUUCGUGAUUGCCUUCCUGGGAUGCUGCGGUGCAAUAAGGGAAUCAACAUGCAUGCUAACCACGUUUGGCGUAUUCCUAAUGAUAAUUUUCCUGAUCCAAGUUUCUGGCGCAAUUCUGUUAUUCGUUUAUGAGGACAAACUGACCUCUGGAUUCAGAAAAUUGUUGGAGACAACGCAGGGGUCCUAUUAUGAUGAUGGAGAAAAGGGAAAGUUUGCGAAGGAAACAUGGGAUACCAUCCAGGCAAAGCUGAAGUGCUGUGGCAUCGACGGUCCAAACGAUUGGCUUAGUUUCGGCAGUGCUGCCAAUGCCAUUGGUGACGUCCUAAGAAACCCAGCAGGCUCUUUAGGCAAAGUACACGUGGCACCAGCCUCGUGCAAAUGCGUCGACCCAAGUACAAGCACUUGCUCUAACACGCCACCCUUCGACAACGUGUACUCCCAGGGCUGUUACCUGAAAUUGGUGCACAGCGUGCAGACUUCGAGCACCAUCAUCGCUGCCGUGGCAAUCGGUCUGGCUCUGGUCGAGUUGAUCGGAGCCAUUUUUUCCUUUCGUUUGGCGUCCGUUGUCCGAAAGCGAGAGCUUGGGUUCUAAGAAGAGCAAGAACUUUUUGUUCAAACACAUCAAGAAACUUUAGACAUUAAUUUUUGUUAUCUUUAUAGUAACUUACAAAUAACAAAUUAUUAAAAAUUUACCACACAAAUAAAAAGAAAAAUACUUUAAUGCAA